Molecule: messenger RNA, 3270 nt
Organism: Platichthys flesus (European flounder)
Lineage: Eukaryota; Metazoa; Chordata; Actinopteri; Pleuronectiformes; Pleuronectidae
Gene: exoc3l4
Product: exocyst complex component 3-like 4
Exons: 15
Coding region: 181-2556 (791 amino acids)
Biological process (GO): exocyst localization; exocytosis
Cellular component (GO): exocyst
Molecular function (GO): SNARE binding
Source: RefSeq, a predicted model, not a curated record
GACAAAGGUUUGCUGCAGUGAAUCUUAACCGUCUGAAGAAAAGUCCUUCAGACUCACUGUAACUCCACCUGAAUCCCGGCUUCACAGAAAGUGAAAGUUCAGGAUUCAAAAGAGGAAGAACCAGUGGCAGCUGCUACACACCUGAGCGACACACAGCUGGAUGAUUUCUACAGCACUGAGAUGUCAGACAUGAAGGACAGUUCCACUGAGAGCCCGGACGAGGACACUGUGUCCCUCAAGAGCAACGGGAAGACGCCGACUGAUGGCGGCGUGAAGCAGCCACUGGGCAGGAUGCAGUCGAUCAGGAUGAGCCUACGACGCGCUGCGGAGAAGAGCCCACUCUCACCAGGCAAAGGGUCAAAGGUCACGCGUAAAGGAGACACAGCUGGAAACGAGUCGGGGUCGCAGCCGCCUCCGUCCCCCAGUCCGAGCGCUGGCUCUCCGGUCGUCUCUCCUCUGAAGAACAUCGGAAGCUUCUUCCAGAGAAAAGAGGAAGACGAAGGCGAUGCCACCUCACAGAGCAGCCAUCCUAUAAAGCGCUCGAAGACAAAUCCCAACAUGUCCUCGUCCGGUGAGUCUUUCGUGAGAAGGUCGUUACGUCGAAGCCUGAAUCUGGUCUCCAAGAAGGACAAAGAGCCGAGCGGCCGCCAGGAGCUGCUCCACACCGUCAGCGAGGGCCCACAGGAGGAGGAGAAGAAGGAGGAGGAUGUGGAGGUGGAGUUAGAGGAGAUGUACACGCUGCCAGACUUACCCCACACACCUCUGUCAGUGAUGCAGAUCAGUAAGCUGAUCGACAUGGAGGUGCUGGAGGAGGCGUACCUGAACCUGCUCGCCCUGCGUCAGGAGUUCCAGCAGGAGUUGGAGCGCAGUGGAGAGGACUCGCCCAUAGAGCUGGUCAAGAAGGAGAAGGACCUCAACCUCCUCUACGGGGACCUGAGGAAGAAGGUCAACGGCAUAGUGCGCGACGCCAACUCUCUUCCCUCCAGGAACAAGGGGCUGCUGGUCCCCGUGGCCCGCAUCAUCCAGGAGGAGGAGAGGAGAUCCAAGGAAGUGGGGGGGCUGCCGGACAGUUGGAUGGAGGCCUGGAGGGAGGCGGUGGGGGAGGGCGUGCAGGUGAAGGUGUCGAGCAUUCACCUGGAGCAGAAGGAGCAGAACACCUCCUGGCUGGCCGUUCACCUGGGCCUGCUGGGGAAGGCCAUCGUGGAGGACCUGGAGAACGUGAAGAGGGAGCUGCGCUGGUCCUACCCCCCCAGCUUCAGAGCCUUCAGCACCUACGUGAGGAGCUACCACAGAGUCGUGGGCCAGCACCUGAGGAAGCUGGAGCAGCAGGUGACGGAGUGCAAGGACCUGUACGCUCUGCUGGACUGGAUCAUCAACAGAUACAAGAGCGAGAAGAUCAUGGGAAGUGAGUCUCUGCAGCCGGAGAUCGGGGACGACAGCAAAGUUCUGCAGCUGGAGGAAAACUUCCUGGAGCAGCUGAAGGAGAAAUACUGCAGCCGAGUGAAGGUGGACAUGAGAUCUUCACUCGACAAAAUCAUUUCAAUGGAAAAUGAAGACGUUUGGACUAAAAGCAAGACGCCAGAAAAGGAGGAGAAACUCCUGAACUCUCCGAUCCACUUCGACAUCUGGACGAAAGUGAAAGGAAACGUUCAGAACUCAUCGAUAAUCGAUGCUCAGCUGGAACAGAAGGUCGUCACUUCCUGCCUCCAGGAGCUGAAGCAUUUUCCUCAAAGGUUCGAGUCCGAGCUCCGGCGUGUCUGUGGCGCUCUCAAACCGACACUGCUGUGGACGCACUAUCAGAUCACCUACAUCAACUGCUUCACUGCUUUACAGCAGCACAUGGAGGGACACCUGAGCGCCUGUCCAGACGAGGUGGAGGACUUCAGGAAGGAGGUGAAGUGGCUGGUCGUCACGCUCCUGCAGGGCCUGGAGGACCAGUUCAAAGAGGACGUGAAGCCGUUCCUGAGGAGGAUGAUGACGAGGAAGUGGCUCACCAGCGACGAGGACUUCAAGCAGCUCUACCGUCUCACAGAGCAGCUCUCAGACCAGUGCAGCCUCAUGACGCCGCCACACGUCCAGGAGUUUGCGAGCCACUGUCACUACCACGUGGUGAAGGAGUACAUCGGCCAGCUCAUGAAGAAUAACUACUCCUGCAAGAACUGGAAGCACGAGAAGGCGGCAGCCGAGAUCCGUCGGCAGUGGGGGAAACUGGUCUAUGUGUUUCAGGACAUGCCGUCGACUCACGAGUGGCUGAACUCAGUGGGACACGACCUGAGUGACAUCAUUGGACAGAAAAACAAGACGGACAUAAAGGAUCAUCUUGAACCUGUGGUGCAGAACUACCCGGACUUCAGCAGGAAGCACCUGGUGGCUGUUCUGAACUUCAGAGGUCUGAUGAGAGGCCGAGAACACCAGCUCAUCCUGCAGAGAUUCACCGAGCUGAAGAAGAAACUGGGAAACGCCAGCGGAGACAAAACCGAAGUGUUGUUUGGAGACAUGCAAGUCACCGUCAACACAGACUGCCUGUCCAAUCUGCCAUUCUUCUGCUUCAGCUGAGUGACGGCUAAUUCUACACAGACAAUGAACUGAUGGAGGAAGAUGAAGAACAUUAAGAAGUGGAUUUAAUGUGGAAUCUCUGGUUCCACAUAUUUAUAAAGUAAAGCUGACCACUCAGAACAUGUUUCCUCCUCCAGUGACUCAACCAGAAACACUGAACAAUCAUCAACAGUGGAGAAAACCAAGAGUCUCUUCCACCAGAUUCCUGCUCUGAAGGAAACAUCUUCACUCUUCAUCGUGGGCAGCGAGACCAAACUCUUUAGAAACACAUUUCUCAAGUCAACAACUAUAGAAAUGAUCCCUGAAAGUAUAGUCUUGGUUUGUUCAGGAUGUUUCUCUGAGUCUUAUAUCUUCAGACGUGAACCUUUACUCCUGGUGAGCUGCUGUGAUCCAGGAAGACAAACCUCCUCCAAUCAGAUGUUACACUUUGAUUUCUGUGGCUCAUUGCUGUCAUAACAAUCAUAACUGAUCAGUCAUCAAGGACAAAAGAACAACUAAGACUUUGUGUAGUUGAGAUAAUGUGGAUUCAACAGUUUAUAUGUACGUUCAAUAGUUUUUAAAUCAUCUUCUGAAGAAGAGUUUUGUUUUUCCUUCACAAUCUACAAGUUGAUAUCAGAAUAGUAUUUAUAGGGUUAGAUAUAUUUUGGAUUUUAUUGUCAUUUAUUGAGACAUUUUUAAGUUUGUGUGAAAAAUAAAGUUUGUUGAGUCUGACAA